AUGGAGAACGAGCCUGGAAUAGUGUCUCCUUUCAAACGAGUCUUCCUGAAGGGCGAAAAAGGUCGGGAUAAAAAAGCCCAGGAGAAGGUUACGGAGAGACGGCCUCUGCAUACGGUGCUGGUGUCCCUGCCCGACCGCGUCGAACCGGACGUGCUGCUGAACGACUACAUCGAGAAAGAAGUGAAGUAUUUAGGUCAACUCACGUCCAUCCCAGGGUACCUGAAUCCCUCCAGCCGCACAGAAAUCCUGCAUUUGAUCGAUAAUGCAAAGAGAGCACACCAGCUCCCGGGGCAGCUGACCCAGGAACACGACGCGGUCAUCAGUCUCUCUGCCUACAACAUCAAGCUGGUGUGGAGGGAUGGAGAAGAUCUCAUCCUCAGGGUCCCCAUCCAUGACAUCGCGUCCGUUUCCUACAUCCGAGAUGACUCCUCUCACUUGGUUGUGCUGAAAACAGCUCAGGACCCCGGGAUCUCCCCAAGCCAGAGUCUCUGCGCCGAGAGCUCCAAAGCUCUGACUUCAGGCUCGCUGUCGGAGAGCGGGGUGGUCCCCGUCGAAGCUUGUUGCUUGGUGGUCCUGGCUACGGAGAACAAAGUGACUGCCGAGGAGCUGUGCUCCCUUCUCAGCCAAGUCUUCCAGAUUGUUUACACUGAGUCCACGAUAGACUUCUUGGACAGAGCAAUAUUUGAUGGGGCGUCCACGCCGACACGGCACAUGUCCUUACACAGCGACGACUCUUCUACAAAAGUGGACGUUAAGGAAUCCUACGAAACGGAAGCAAGCACUUUUUCCUUUCCAGAAACCUUGGACGUGGGUGACAACUCCCCCUCUUCCUUCUGCACGCAACAGUCACCACACAUCAAGACGGUCAGCGAGAGCGAGCUGAGCACCACGGCGACAGAGCUGCUCCAGGACUAUAUGAUGACGCUCCGAACGAAGCUCUCCUCCCAGGAGAUCCAGCAGUUCGCAAUGCUCCUGCACGAGUAUCGCAACGGCGCUUCGAUCCACGAAUUCUGCAUCAACCUGAAGCAGCUCUACGGGGACAGCAGAAAGUUCCUGCUCUUAGGGGACCCAGGUCUUCGCCCCUUCAUCCCCGAGAAGGACAGCCAACACUUCGAGAACUUCCUGGAGACCAUCGGCGUGAAGGACGGCCGCGGCAUCAUCACCGACAGUUUCGGGAGGUACAGGCGGACGCUCAGCACCACCUCCAACUCCACCACCAACGGCAACGGCGCCGCGGGCAGCUCGGACGACCAGUCCGGCCCUUCCGAGGAGGACGAGUGGGACCGCAUGAUCUCGCACAUCAGCAACGACAUCGAAGCCCUGGGCUGCAGCAUGGACCGCGAUUCCUCCUGA
Messenger RNA from Opisthocomus hoazin, 1353 nucleotides. NCBI's taxonomy places the organism in Eukaryota, Metazoa, Chordata, Aves, Opisthocomiformes, Opisthocomidae. The record is from RefSeq and is a predicted model, not a curated record.